Fonsecaea multimorphosa CBS 102226 is the source of this 348-nucleotide messenger RNA. Its product is annotated as 60S acidic ribosomal protein P2. The record is from RefSeq and is a predicted model, not a curated record. Lineage: Eukaryota; Fungi; Ascomycota; Eurotiomycetes; Chaetothyriales; Herpotrichiellaceae. Gene Ontology annotation, molecular function: structural constituent of ribosome. Gene Ontology annotation, biological process: cytoplasmic translational elongation. The coding region runs from base 1 to 348 and encodes 115 amino acids. Gene Ontology annotation, cellular component: cytosolic large ribosomal subunit; ribosome. The transcript has 2 exons.
AUGAAGCACCUUGCAGCAUACCUCCUUCUUGGCCUCGCCGGCAACACCGACCCCUCUGAGGACGACAUCAAGGGUGUUCUCUCUUCCGUCGGGAUUGAUGCCGAUGAGGACCGUCUUUCCAAGUUGAUCGAAGAGUUGAAGGGCAAGGACAUCAAUGAGUUAAUCGCCGAGGGUUCAACGAAACUUGCGUCUGUCCCAACUGGCGGCUCUGGUGGUGGCGGUGCUGCUCCUGCUGCCGGUGGUGCUGCGGCUGGCGGUGCUGCUGCUGCCGAGGAAGAGAAGCCUGCCGAGAAGGAAGAGGAGAAGGAAGAGUCCGACGAGGAUAUGGGCUUUGGUCUGUUCGACUAA